UGCACACAACCACCAGGUCCUUCUGCGCUUCCCCUCUCACCUCCCCCCCUCUUCUCGCCUCUUUUUCUCCUCCCCCUCGAAAACGGGCCACCGGGGGACCCCUUGAUAUCUGACGACUUUCUGGCGGGGGUCCGUUGGCAGGAGCGACGAAGAUGGAUGUGGCAGCGCUCCGAGACCGCAUACAGUCGACCCUCGACGCCAAUGCGGAUACGAGACGUCAGGCGGAGUUGGACUUGAAAUACGCCGAAAACCAACCGGGUUUUAUCAACGCGUUGCUGGAUAUUCUCCAGGCGGAGCAGAACAAUGCCGUCCAGCUAUCGGCUGGUGUGUAUCUUAAGAACCGGGUGAACCGUGGAUGGGCUCCUGUCGAGGACUCGCCGUCACGCCGCCCCAUCCCCGACGAGGAGAAGCCUGCCUUCCGCGAACGCCUGAUCCCCGUCCUGGCCUCGUCGCCGCCUAACGUGCGCGCCCAGCUGGUUCCUUUACUGCAGAAGAUCCUGCAGCACGACUUCCCCGAGCAGUGGCCGGGGUUCCUGGACAUCACGCUGCAGCUCCUGGGCGGCAACGAUGCCAACUCCGUCUACGCUGGGCUGCAGUGCCUGCUGGCCAUCUGCCGUGUUUACCGCUUCAAGGCGGGCGAGAAACGCGAGGAGUUUGACAAGAUCGUCGAGCAUUCUUUCCCCCAGCUGCUCAAUAUCGGUACCAAGCUUGUCGAUGAGGAGAGCCUGGAGGCCGCCGAAAUGCUCCGCAUUGUCGUCAAGUCUUAUAAGCAUGCCAUCUACUUCGAAUUGUCUCCUCAUCUCCAAACCCACCAGGCAACCGUCGACUGGUGCACGCUGUUCCUGCGGAUCGUGGCCAAGCAGCCUCCUGCCAACGCAAUGAUGGAAUCCAAGGAGGAGCGGGAGCUUAAUCACUGGUGGAAGUGCAAGAAGUGGUCUUAUGCCAACUUGAACCGCCUUUUCAUCCGGUACGGAAACCCGACUACGAUGACCAAGUCCAGCCAGCCCGAUUACACCCAAUACGCCAAGAUGUUCAUCGGCACCUUCGCCCCGGAGAUUCUCAAGGGAUAUCUGCAGGAGAUCGAAAAGUGGGUGUCGAAGACCCAAUGGCUCAGUAACCCCGCGUUAGCCUAUACCAUGAUCUUUUUGGAGGAGUGCGUUAAGCCCAAGGCCAUGUGGGACCACCUCAAGCCACACAUGGAGAACCUGAUCGCCCACUUCAUCUUCCCGAUCCUGUGCCAGUCGGACGAGGACAUCGAGCUCUUCGAGACCGAUCCGUCCGAGUACCUCCACCGCAAGCUGAACUUUUACGAGGAGGUUUCUGCCCCGGAUGUGGCCGCCACAAACUUCCUGGUAUCGCUCACCAAGAGCCGCAAGAAGCAGACCUUCUCCAUCCUGACUUUCGUCAACGGCGUGGUCAGCAAGUAUGAAUCGGCCCCUGAUGACCAGAAGCAGCCCCGCGAGAAGGAGGGCGCCUUGCGGAUGAUCGGUUCCCUCGCAUCCGUAAUCCUCGGCAAGAAGAGCCCGAUCGCCAACCAGGUCGAGUACUUCUUCGUCCGCCACGUCUUCCCGGAGUUCCGCAGCCCGCACGGCUUCCUCCGUGCUCGGGCCUGCGACACGCUGGAGAAGUUCGAGCAGCUCGACUUCAAGGAUCCCAACAACCUCAUGAUCAUCUACAGGAACAUCCUCGAGUCGAUGACCGAUCCCGAGCUGCCCGUUCGUGUCGAGGCCGCGCUAGCCCUGCAGCCGCUGAUCCGCCACGACAUCAUCCGUACCUCCAUGCAGCAGAACAUUCCUCAGAUCAUGCAGCAGCUCCUCAAGCUCGCCAACGAGGUCGACGUCGAUGCCCUGGCCAACGUCAUGGAGGACUUUGUGGAGGUCUUCUCGGCUGAGCUCACCCCGUUCGCGGUGGCGUUGAGCGAGCAGCUGCGCGACACCUACAUGCGCAUCGUGGGCGAGCUUCUCGAGCGCAACGCGGCCAAGGGCGAUGAUGAUGGCUACGGUGACUUCCUAGACGACAAGAGCAUCACCGCUUUAGGUGUCUUGCAGACCAUCGGCACGCUCAUCCUGACCCUCGAGAGCACACCUGACGUGCUGCUCCACUUGGAGACCAUCCUGAUGCCCGUCAUCUCCAUCACCCUGGAGAACAAGCUGUACGACCUGUACAACGAGGUGUUUGAGAUCAUCGACAGCUGCACGUUUGCCGCCAAGUCCAUCUCCCCGACCAUGUGGCAGGCGUUCGAGCUCAUCCACAAGACCUUCAAGGCCGGCGCUGAGCUGUACCUGGAGGACAUGUUGCCCGCGCUGGACAACUACGUCGCGUACGGCUCUGAGACAAUGGUGCAGCACCCUGCCUACCUCGCCGCGGUCGUCAGCAUGGUCGAAGACAUUUUCCGGGAUGAAAAGGUUGGUGGCGUGGACCGGAUAUGCGGCUGCAAGCUGGCCGAAACGGUCAUGCUCAACCUGCGCGGUUGCAUCGACCAGUACAUCCCGACUUUCAUCGAGCUCGCGAUGACGGUCAUCGAUGCCGAGGAGGCCAAGACCAAGUCGUACCGCAUGCACCUGAUGGAGAUGGUCAUCAACGCCAUCUACUACAACCCCCUGCUCGCCCUGCAGUACCUUGAGUCCAAGGGCUGGACCAACAAGUUUUUCAGCACCUGGUUCUCCAAUAUCGAUAACUUCCGUCGUGUCCACGACAAGAAACUGUCCAUCGCCGCCAUCAGUUCCCUCCUGACUCUCAAGGCGGAGAAUGUCCCGACCAGCGUUCAGCAGGGUUGGCCCCGUCUGCUGCAGGGCGUGACCCGACUCUUCCAGACUCUUCCCGCCGCCAUGAAGAACCGUGAGGAGGCUACUAAAGAGUCCGACUUCACAUUUGAUGACGAAGAUGACCUCGACGAUGAGGAAAACGACUGGACUGGUGAUGUUGAAUGGACCGACCAGGACGAAGCUGAGGCUACCGGAGCUGACGGUGACAUUGCCGACGAGAGCGCCGCGUACCUCGACUUCCUCAACCAAGAGGCCCAGAAGUUUGGAUCCUUUGCAGACGAUGAUGACGAUGAACUGGACGAAGAGAGUCUUCUCGAAACUCCUUUGGACAAGGUCGAGCCGUAUGGCAUGUUCAAACAUGUCUUCAUGAACCUCCAACAAGAGCAGCCCCAGCUCUAUGACAGUCUGGCCAAGAUCCUCAAUCCCGAGGAACAGCAGAUCAUCGAGGCGGUCUUCCACGAAGCAGAUGCAAAGGCUCUGGCCGCAGCCAACGCCGAGGCUGCUGCCGCCGCCGCUGCCGCCGCGGGUGUCCAGACGAAUGGCAAUUGAGACGGGUAGUCCUGCUAUACACGCAUGAUAUAAAGUUGGCAUUUCCGAUUUCUUUUCCUUUUAUCUUAUUCUCGUCAUUUGCCCCCCCCCUUUUUUUUUCGUGGAUUUUUGGCAUGGUCGGGGACUGCAUGUUUGCAUGUUCCAAGAUCCAGGAGAGCCUCCGGCUUGUUCCUGUCCCCAUUAGAUUUUUUGUUCCAUUCCUCUGUUCAUCACGUUCUCAUGCUCGAAAAGUCAUGUCCCAUGCCCUGCACAGAUUCCCCUGAUAAUAUUCCACCGAUAUGGUAUGUUCUACGAA
Molecule: messenger RNA, 3609 nt
Organism: Penicilliopsis zonata CBS 506.65
Lineage: Eukaryota; Fungi; Ascomycota; Eurotiomycetes; Eurotiales; Aspergillaceae
Exons: 8
Coding region: 153-3314 (1053 amino acids)
Biological process (GO): protein import into nucleus
Cellular component (GO): cytosol; nuclear envelope
Molecular function (GO): small GTPase binding
Source: RefSeq, a predicted model, not a curated record